Messenger RNA from Pararge aegeria (speckled wood butterfly), 11057 nucleotides. It is a transcript of the gene UBL3, whose product is annotated as ubiquitin-like protein 3. The transcript has 4 exons. The coding region runs from base 349 to 720 and encodes 123 amino acids. Lineage: Eukaryota; Metazoa; Arthropoda; Insecta; Lepidoptera; Nymphalidae. The record is from RefSeq and is a predicted model, not a curated record.
CCAUCCCCCGACGGCCGACUCGCCAUUUUCCGUCAACCUCAAUCAAGUUAGCUUCUGUCAGUCCAGUCGCUACUCGCUGUGUUUGUGUGUUGUGACUUGUGAUAUGAAAAAUUAUUAGUACCGAUGAAUCUCAAUGGGAAAUCGUGUUGAUCACGACGCCAGGCGAUGGCUAGUUUAUUGUGUUUGUGGCUCUAAUGCAACGUUCGGUCAGUGAUGAUGGCCAAGUGAUUGGGUAAAGUGAAGUGAUUUGUGUCGUAUGCUGGGGUACCGCAGCAUUGAGCUCCUUUCUUUGGAUAAAUUAUUGUCCUCACGACGACGUCGGGCAAAGGGACUGGAAGGUGACACACCAUGUCGGCCAAAAACAUUCCAGGAGACAAGAUAAACUUGCGACUUAUUCUGGUGUCCGGGAAAACGAAGGAGUUCGUGUUUAGUCCGGUAGACUCAGCCGGCGACAUAGCAGUUCACGUUUACGACAACUGGCCGGAAGCGGACUGGGCGACGGAGUGCGUCUCACGGGCGGAGAUUCUGCGGCUCAUCUACCAGGGACGCUUCCUGCACAGCUCGGUGACGCUGGGCGCGCUCGGCUUGCCGCUCGGCCGCACCACCGUUAUGCACCUCGUGCCGCGCGAGCACCUGCCCGAACCCAAUUCACAUGAUCAACGACAAAAAAGUAAAGGCGGCUCCAGCAGUUGUUGUUCUGCGUCCUGCUGCAUAUUGUAAUGCGUGGUGCGAGCGAAAAGGCACUAUGCCGAGCGAGACGGGUGAUACGACGCGGACUAUGUGUUCACACUCAGUGAUGUAGAGUCAGGAUUCCAUUUGCCCUAAUCACCUUAGUGUUACUGUACCUUAACGACUAGUGUUGCCAGCUGUUGACAAAUAAUAGUCUAACCCUCCCGAAAAUAUACAAAAUGUAGAUAGGAGCAAAUAUUAUAAUGUGUAUAAGAGUGUACCCACACAUAACAGUGCCACGGACGUGAUCUUACUUUCUGAACUGAAAAAAAAAUAAAUAUGGUUCAACUCCACAGGGAUUGUAAAAUGUAUUAAAAAUAAUAAAACAUUUUUAUCUAGAAAACUAACUGAUAUCAGAUAGUAGACAGAAAAAUAAAUUAAAAGUUUUAACUAAUUGAAUAUACAUAGACAUGGGAAUAAAUAGUAAAUAAAUUAAUACAUUCAUAUGAGAGUAAAUAAUUGUAAUAAUAGGGUAUCUAAGUAUACCCACUUACAGACAGUUUAUUUAUUAGAAAUCUUUGUAAUAUUGUUUUAAAUAUUCUCGUACUCUAGAAGAUUAUAAAACAACAAAUAUUUUAAAACUAUGUGUUUGCAGACCUUAAUUCCUGAAAUAUUUGAAAUUUUAAUUUAAAAGAUCCGUGUUUAGGAAAAUUUUAACUUAAUAGACCUCAUGUAACAAAAAUUUUACCUCUUAAAUAGGGUCCUCCAAACGGUAACAACUGGCAACACUGUUAACAACUUGUGAUGUUUUUAAAAGACUCGCUUCUAUACUAUAAGACACCCUUCACUAUUUCUUUUAAUUUCAUUACUUAACAAUUCGCUAGCACCUUAUUUUCGGUCAGUUCCAUUUUGCACAAAUUGUACCAAACGAAAUUUAAACGCACACUUCGAAGGAGUUUUUGAAGAACAUCGCAAGUGUAAUUCGUUUAGGAGUUUUUUCACACAGUGGGAAAAUAAUUCAGGAAUAGCUUUUAUAAUUGUUCAGGGAAACAAGUUACUUUUUUUUAGCUAAAAUGUAUUACAUAUGCCAUUUAAAUUGGUCUAUAAUUAUUUUUCCGAAUUUGCAUUGACUGAAAAUUAUAUCUGUGAUUUUUGUUUAUGCUACUUUAAAUUAUGUGUACUAAUAAACAAAAGGUCAAUAAGCGUGCGAAAUUCAAAAUGGGAAAUAGGCAUUUGUUAGAAGGAUAUGUGAACGUCGACCAACGUAAGUUUUAAACCAAACAGAAGCGCUCGAUUCAGAGUGCCUCGUAGGCGAUUUUCGACAUGCAUUUACUUAUUUGAUCGCGUGUAAGUUGACUAAGUUUGAUAUGUAAUUGAAAGAGCGCGAUCUAGUUAAAGUACUGGCAAUCAGUAUCGUCACUCUUUCGAUUUUAAAGUUAUUGUAACUAUGCACCUGAAAUAAAAAAUAUGUCAAUGUAAUUUUUGUAAAGAUAUUUCAAUAUUCUCGACUUCACGAACGAUAUUCAAUCACACACACUUGCUUCCCUGAACAGAAAUAUAAGCAAAUGUAUAACUCACCGCGUAAUUUAUAGCUCAUUAUAGAAUCGUGCUGCCGAAAAUAAUAUGGUUAAAAUUAGUAGGAUAACUAUCUAUGCAUGUCAUGUGAAAGAGUUGAACGGGAGAUGUCUGUACAUUGGAGAGAAAAAGAAAUUGGGUGGUAUAAGUUGCAGCCAGCCUAUUUUGUGACUUUUCUGGCAUUAUGUUGGGUCGUUUUCUCGAGUAUCAUAACACAUUAGGUUAAUGGAAAUUGUUUUAAAGUUAUACCGCCAGCGUUCCUGGUGGAACGUUUGUAAAAUAAAAAAAAACACUAGUAAUGAAAUUCCGACACUAAAACAAGUCACAUUAAGCCCAUUUUCCUUUGAUGUUAUAGCGUUUCGAUACUUGACAAUUUCACUACUCUUAAGGUUAACUAAAUUUGUGAUGAGUAUACCGCCACAGCAUGUGUUUUCUAUGGAAACGUUUAGUAAUUUGUCAGAAAAGGUACAAUACAAUAACGGAAUGGAGGUAGUUGAAUAUCAAUAAACACAGAUCAAUAUUUUUAAGUGUAUAAACAAAACUUGUAAUAUGAUAAAAUGCAUUUUGAUGAAAUUUAAACUUUCAUAACUACCAGACUCUUAACUACCAGAGCCCUUACAUACUUAAAUUCGACACAUACUUAAAGACAGAGGCACGUUAAUAUGUCAAAGUUUUAUGCAGUUGUAGUGAACAUAAAUCCGUAAUAAAUCUCUUUCUAAUAAUCUAUCUUUCCACUAAUUUGACAGGAGAGUAGGACUAUCUUUUUCUACGGAGGCAUUGGAAAAAGGAUUUAGCUACUCUUAGACCUAUUAAUUUAGUUUAGUUAAGUGAUUUGUGUCUUACAGACUUGUCACGGGACACGGGAGGUAAGCUAAAACUUAACAACGUUUGUUAACGUGAAAACUUAAACUAAAAGGCAGUUUAUUAGGUUUAUGCUCUCCUGCGUUUUCAUUUUCACCUUGCGUUUUCAACUCUCCGUCUCAUCUUAUUAACUAAUUUAUAUUCCAUUCUUUUUAUAUUUCCAGUAUGUAUAAAGUAGUAAGCAUAUUUUUUAAUUUCGCCUAUAUUCUACCCUUUAAACUCUUUAAUUAAUUAUUCCAAGGAUUGUGCCGGAUUGUUUACUUAAGCAAUAAGACCGCCUUUGCAUACCAAUGAUAAUGAAACAAAACUUUAGUAAUGAACUAUAUAACGAAUCGGUAUUCAAUAAAGUUUAUUCAUCUAUCUGUCAAAUCAAGUUUUGCAUGUAAUUAUUAGUUUUGAUCACGAGGACGCAAAAUGAAAGCGCACGUAUAGGCACGCCUAAUUUACAAUGGCAUAAUAAUGACAAACUUGACAAUUCUGAUACCAAUAAUCCUCAAGUUGACGUCAAAAAGUAUUCACGUGACAUGAAGUUUAUGGUAAAACAAAGUACUCAACCAGUGUAAUACUUUGCGAUGUUUCAUGUUAUGUGUUCAAAGUCGAGGGUUCUGCUAGUAGAGGAGUUAGGAUCUUUUAUACAUGCAUGGUUUACGUUUAUACCGGCGACAGAUUUCAGUUAUCCUACGGUACCAUAACACGUACACGAUAUAACGUAAGGCGAGGACUCAUCUGACUUUUAAAAUCCUGGCAGGACCCUUGCUUCUGUCAAUAGGACCUUCUGUCGUGUUGUAUUAUGGAUAGAAGAAAAAUGGUUUAGACAGAUCGUCUUGGCUUGCGUACACCGCCGUCGACAUAAUAAAUUAUAUAAUUAAUUAUUAAUUAUUAGUAUUAUUUAGGCCAUCUACAUGAAUUUAUAUGACGUUGAUACGGAGAUAUUUAUAGAGAUUUAAAAAAUGACAAAUUACGUAGCGAAACUUUGUCGCCGCUUAGCAAUCUUACAGAUGGGACCUUUGACCGUUGAAAACUCCCAAUGUCUCCGCCUAAAAGACUACACUGUAAACUGGAUCUCAUAAAUUAGCUAGUUUUCUAAACGCUUCCUUCUUAAGAUCACUGCUGUUGUGCACAGUAACACUUGUUUGUCUUGUCUGCGAUGUCAGUGACAAACCAGUUUAAGAUAGAAGCGCGUUAAACUAGAAGGGGCAUGGCAGUUUGUUGAUAACUAGCUUUAAAGAUAGUUCUACGUAUUUAUAUCUUAAGGGCCACAACACCUGCUACAGGAUGAUUAUCAAGCUCCACUGUAUAAUUGCUAAACUGUGACUGCAUGAAGUGUGUAAAUUUCUCUCGUUUGCAUUGUAAAUAGUGUAUUUGAUAUCUAUCCGAGGGACUAUAUCGGGCUAUCUACUUUCCUUUGUGAUAAGUUCUCGCAAUAUUUGUAUUUUUGUUUGUAAAGAAUUAAAUAUACGCUAUUUACCGCGCUAGUUGUAGCUUGUAUAACAUUAUAGCGGCUGACUGGCAGCAUGUUUAUAUUUUAAUGCUGUUGUAGCCGAAGAGACGACAGCCAAAACUCUUGCUUAUCGCUUACAUGUUUAAAUAAUUAUUGGAGAUAAGUCACUGUAAAUUUACUCAACAUUAGUAAAACAAUUGAAUAUAAUUGUUUAAUAUCAAAGACAGUUCAAAUUGAAACUAUGGUUACAAGAGGUCGAGAAACGCGUCACAAAAAGAUUUUCAGUAACUCAACAAUAAAACUUGAUUUGUAAUAUACAAGAAUUUUGACGUUUAUCCCUUGGGCUAUAACGGAGAAUAAAAAGGCGACUGUUUAUUGGAAAGUGUUAUUAUAAAUUCUUAGUUUUAAUACGAAAUUUUAAAGGUUCAGAACGGCCGCUUCCUACUUAAAUGUGUGCUGGACUCGGUCUUAUAUUUUGUAACAUUUUUUCCAUAGAUUUUAUUGUAUCUCAAUGCCUCCCAGCCAUUGAUUUUAAAUGAAAACUAGGUUUACAAUCGCAUAAAAAAAUUCUAGCAAAAAGAAAAUGUGGAAAGUUUAUCUACAUGAUUAUUAAAUUGUGACUGACUGAAUAAUAUUUCAAGCUAUCAUAAAUUAAAGCAUUAAAACCCACCUUCACAUCACACCCUGGGAGCCGAUAAAGUUAAAUCAAAUCUAAAAAAAAAACUUUACGUUAGAUUACGCGUUGUUGGAGAGAAAAGAACAGCGUCCUUCUCCGUGUUGCGUAACGUCAAAGUUUAGCAGAUCAUUAAUGAUCUCUCUUAAGACAUUCCCCUUUAUUUAUGGAUUGAUGGAAACCAUGGACAAGUAUCUUUCAUUAUAUAUUGUUUAAAAAAUAACCAUUAUUUAAUUAGCAGAUAUUUAGCGUCACAUAAUACAACUUUGAUUAUUGCUAAUUCAGAAUAUAAAUAAGCUAGAUUAGCAUAUUAUGUCUAUGACAUUUUAUCGCUAUUUUCUUUGAGCCUGAGCAGCGAUUGUGAAAAAGUUUUUAUGCGAGAUCAAUGGCCUUAGUGUUACCAGAUCCCGAUUGAUUAUUGUAAAUAAAUAUCGAACAAAUGCUUCUUUUUAUUUUUUAAUUUCAUCACACAUUAUGUAUUUGCCUUAACUUUUAUUGGCUACACUUUUAGGCUAUAUUUUAUUUUUAUAUUGGCUUAAGAUUUGUCUUAUUAUAUUUUUGGCUAAGCCGUUAGUUUCUUCCUUUAGUUAAUAAAUUAGGGAAUCCUUGUUAAAAUUAUUAUAAAUCGCGUUAUUUAGAACUUCGAAAAUCCAUCCUGUCGUUUUACAAAGAUGCGAUAUAUUUUGUGAUAUAGUACAAAUAAAAUUAUUUACACAUUGAGACAGAAAAGAUCUUGGGCUAAGUAAAAUUCUUUUCGAGCAGUAUUAAAAGUGGGCAAUGAAAAUAGUUGACAUCGCGUCGAUUUGGUUAUCAAAAAACAAAGAAAAAUGUUUGUACAUUUGUUUGAAAAGUGAACUGAGAAAAAUCUUGCCAACUUUAUAACAUCCAAGGCGAAAAAUAAGCUUAGGAAAAGAUGAAAAUAAAACAAAUAUACCAACAUUUGACUUCGCGCAGUGUUCCGAUGCCGUAUGACUGUUUUUUUUAAUUUUUAUUUUUGGUUACUCUGUUUAGUUUGUGUAUGUAUGUAUUUUGUUAAGUUGUGUAAAAUACCUAGUUAAUAAUUAAAGUAAAUUUACAACGUCACACGCAUGUUUCAUUUUUUUGUUUCGCUUCCAUCCUAUGUACAUAGAUAUCGCUUUCGAGAGUCGCAGCUUAACUUAGAGGAGCUUUUGUGAACAUCUCAAACGUGUAUAGUCGGGUGUAAACGUAGUUGAAAUGGCUAAGGUGAUGUCGUAGGCGAGAUAGUACGAUGUCUUUAACGUAUUUAAAUAUUUCCAUAGACUAUAGCUAAUUAAUUUAAUCGAGUUAAUGAAAUAAUUGUUUCUAAUACAUACUAAUAGCUUAAGUGGUGUCAUUACCUGCUCUAGGACAUUGUUGAAAUCAUCAAAUUAUUUAAAGACGGCGUAAAUAUUCUAAGACGAAGAACCAUAACGAAAGGAGUUGGUGACACCGACCAACGGGCUAACAUAAUUAUCUCAAUUGCCUAUUUGUAUGGACCUAACAUAGACAAUUGUGUCUACUAUUUUCUCCCCUUAUUUCUAUGAGCUAAAACUAAAUAAUGGGUAGACAUAAUUAUAUCGCGGGGCGCGCCUUAGCCCAGUUUAAAUAGUUUUCGCAUUCGUGCACUCGUUGCAGAGUGCUACAGGCUGCAGAGGUAGAUAAUUCAAGCGAUCAUUUGGAUAAGUUUACUACUUCGCUACUCAUCCUCUUGCAUCCCUAAUGGAAAGGCCCAUUUGAAAAUGCUUAAAAGUAUCAAUGCUACCAUUAAAUUUCAUAUAGCAUGUAGUUGCAUUAAACAAUAGUUUGCACUCUAUGUAGAACUAUUUAGAGUGCCUAGAGUCAGAUUUCCUACCUACGUUCAAUUAUUUGAUCAUGUGAAAGUUAAUCACGAUAUGUUUGAAAUAGAAAGACUGCCAUCUAAUUAAAAUAAUGGGAAACAGUACUGACACUAGAUCGCCAUCUAGUUACAAUACUGGGAUACAGUACUGACACUAGAUCGCCAUCUAGUUAUUAUACUGGAAAACAGUACUGACACUAGAUGGCCACCUAGUUACAAUACUGGGAAACAGUACUGACACUAGAUCGCCACCUAGUUACAAUACUGGGAAACACUACUGACACUAGAUCGCCAUCUAGUUAUAAUACUGGGAUACAGUACUGACACUAGAUCGCCAUCUAGUUAUUAUACUGGGAAACAGUACUGUCACUAGAUCAACAUCUAGUUAUUAUACUGGGAAACAGUACUGACACUAGAUUGCCAUCUAGUUACAAUACUGGGAAACAGUACUGAAGCUAGAUCGCCAUCUAGUUACAAUACUGAGAAACCAUAUUGACUGGAUUACUUUUCCCGCGAUCAAAUAAGUAAAUGUAGGUAGAAAAUCUGACUAGAAUCACUAGAGACCCAGGUAUAGUGGCGUAAGUGAUCACGAAGACGUCUGGUGCGACCUUCAAAUUGCGUAUGUUUUAUUUUACAGAACGCCAGCUAUCGCUCAACGUAAGGUAUUUUAGUUAAAAUUAAACUAAAAUAUAAAAUUUGUUAAGUACCUAUACGUUUCGACUAAAAUGCUAAUAGGAUCGGAAGUUCCUAGAUUUUAAGGACAUCCGAUUCUAUCCGACUGUCGGUAACUAUAGGGUGUACAUUGAUAAAAAUAAAAUUGAAAUAAAAUUGUGGUCCAGUGUUGAAAUUUUAACCACGCUUAGAAAGUAAAGGAGUCCUUAUACCUUCCGCCAAGUGGACAAAAUCCAAUAGUAUCAAAAGUUUUUUAUACUCGACUGACGGAAUGUAAAGGGUGUUUAUUAAUAAACAAAAAUUAUAAUUAUUGUGCUGCUCAGUAUGACUUAUUUAUUAGUAAAAGAAUCCUUAUACCUCCCGAAAGACGCACAAUAAUUUAACAGGCCGAUGUACCGACAUCUGAUACUAUCCGACAGUCGGACGAAAGUCGUUUAGGAUCGUAAGUUAUAUAGUCCUACAUCCGAUACUAUAAGACUGCCGGAUAGUGUAGACAGUUAAAAAAUAGUGUUCCUCAGUAAUGAAUUACACCGUUCUUAUGUAUAAGUAAAGGACACGUUCCGAAAAUUUAAUAAUAAUCGAAUAGGAUCGGAGGUAACAAGUCCUAUAACAUAAAUAAAAUCGAAAGAAUCGGAAGGUGUGAUGAGUCCUAGGACAUCGGAUCCUAUCCUGUCGGAAGGUAUAGGAAGUCCAAGGCACAUUUCUCUGUUAAAGUUAAUCUCCUUAAGCGGUAGUGACACAGGCGGCAAACGCCACGACGAAAUGUAAAUAAACGAUAUCUUUUAUUUAGUCGAAAUCUAGAAUUACAAAUUAGCUUAAAUAUUUUUUUAAACCGUUGUAUGUGGUAUAGGAUUUUGUUUUUCGCCAUAUUUAUUUAAAGCACGUAUCAAUAUAAGAGACGUUCAAGUAUUAUUUUAAAUAACUGAAUAAUGUUAAGUAUUCGUCGCCCAGCUGUCGGACUCUUGUGUCUAAGGCGAGUAUCAUAUUUUUUUCCGAAUAAUUUGUAAGAAUAGCAAUAUUUUCGACUUAGCUGUAAAUUUUUUUCCCAUGUUAGCAGUUAAAAAAGGUCCUUGCGAAAAGGUGAGAUUUACAUUUAAGUAGGCUAAUGUAUCUACAUUUCAUUUUAAAAGGUAUUUGUUUUUAUGUCUUACAAAGGCAGCCCACUUAAUUAUGUCAGAGGAGAAUUCGAAGUGUCUUGAAAAUAAACAUGUUAUACUGUCAGAAAAGUUAUGCAGUUUUAUGCCACACUGCAACUAACAGAACCUUUCAAAUGAGCGUGACAAUACACAAAAUAGCUUUAUUGUAAAACACCUUAGAUUUUCUUAUUUGUAUUAAUUAAUAAAUACUAUUCCUAAAAAAAAUGGCGGAUGUGCCCCAUUUUUUUUUAAAGUAUAAAGUAAUUAUUAUAUUUCGGUAUAUAAGAAACACCCUAAAUCGAGUACGAGCGAAAUUGAUUUCCGGUCAUCACCGUACUUAAUAUGAUUUGCGGUGUCAAAACUGAAUCAAACACUAUACUUUGCUAUCACUUAAACAUUUCAGUAAAUUGAACACAUUUUGAAUAAAGCUUAGGAUAGAUCCAAGGCUUAUGCCUUGGAUCAUUCUAUUAAAUCUAUUAAAGGGAUCUAUUAAAGGGUCUGCCGUUGUAGGACUAUUAAUAAUGUAUGCCAUGUACGUUUGUGACAUGAAAUGGGAUGGGACAGGCCCGCAAAUUGCAUCAGUCUUUUCCAUGUUUAUGUAUUCUGUAAUAAUAUAAGUGAAUAAAACCAAACUAUAGGCUUUUUCAACACAUACAACGGUUAAUAACUGUAAUAAAAUCCAAAUACUAGGUGUCACUUGUAUAACAGGUUUACUUACAUAUUAUAUAAUUGUUAAUAAUAAAUUAAUUAUAACGAUGUUGAUUAUGAUAAUUUCGGUAACUAAAUUAAAUUCAUUGUCAUCGUUCAAAUUAUUUUAACGAAUUUAACUUUUCAACAUUCAUUAAAAUGCCACUGAGUGCCUAGUGUGAGAUUUCUACCUACCCUAUAUCGCGUAAAAGUUGACUGCGAUUAUUAAAAUCGAAGGAGCGUCACCUAGUGAAAAUACUAUACCGGUAUUGUAACUAGAUGGCGCUGUUUCGAUCCCAAACUAGUUGAUAGUAACUUAGUUGACUUUAAACCAAUCGAAUAAGUUGACUUGGGUAGAAAAUCUCAAACUAGGCAUCUUGAUACUUAUUGUUCUUCUUACCCUCACGACGUUAUCUGGUAUCGACACUACAUGUGUUGUUUAAACUUGAGGACAUUGUUUUGAUUUGGUCAUUUCUCUUUGACUGACCGCCUGACCGACAUCAACCCUUUUCAGAAAUGCUUUUAACUUUCUAUUAAAUAAAAAACAUUUUAUUUUGCAAGAAUGGCAAGACGAUUUGAAUCCUUUCAGAUUCUAUCAUUUUAUCUACAUGGUGUUCAAAAUGAUGAUAAUAAUAUCUCUAAAUUACAAUUCCUUGAAUCCUGGAAGACACUUCUUAUCCUAAUCAGAGGUAAUUAAAAACAAGUCUUGUUUAACCAACUAUGGCAAUCCCAAACCAUAUCGACUCAACAUCGAAUUAUGGCAUUUAAAUGAGAGCUUUAUUUCAUAAAGUGUAUGACGCGUGGACGUAAACUGCUACAUGCCAUAUCAGAAAAGUAUACUUUAUGCCAAACAACAUAAAGCUCAUAUUCCUAUGCUAUAAUUAAUGUCGAGUCUAGUAUCUUAUUGUAAUUUUUUACAAAUUUACAAAGAAUGUGGCACUAAUAUACAGGCCUGUAAUUUAGCUUGUAGCUGUUAUUAUCAUAAACAUAUUUUGAUAAUAAUCAUAAAAGCCCAAGAACCCGCAAUGGAGCAGCGUAUGUGACCAAACUUCUAAACCCGAGAGGGGUUUAUCCUACUCAGAGACGUGCACGGGGUUUUUGACCAGGUUGCCUGGUCAAAAAUACGAAAGAAAUGCAGAAAGAUGACAUAAAAUGGAAAAAAAAACUCUUUCUAUCCGAGUAAAAUAGAAGUUGUAGGUUAGGCAGUGCUUUUGUGCACGUUUGUGAAUCUACUCUAUGAGACGCCCAUCAGUGGGUCAUAAAAAGACUAAGAAUAAAGUACGAUCCAAACUUAUAUACAGUUAAAUUCGUUAAAAUUAAGUUUUUUUUUAAACUUGGAUAGUGAAAAUAAAAGGAUUAUAAAGUUCGAUGUUCCAGCAUCCAGGGUAGCUUCAGGUUGAGCGAGUCGGUCGUAGAUAGAGGGUUUUGUAACGGACACAAACUGGUUGUUUAUCAUUACAAUUCAUUACGUACAUUGUUUGAGAGCAUUGAGUUUCGAUGGGGUCA